UAAAUAUUUCGUGCCAACAAAUACACCAUUGCUAAUGUGAUAAUAGACUUAUGGCUACAAAUCACUAUAAUGGGCUGGCAAAAUUGUCGGUCCCAAGCGAGUGGUGUGAGGCAUAAUAAGAAAUCAUUUGUGGCUGGCACUUUGCUGCGCCUCAUGCUGCGCAUUUCCAUUUUGAGAAUAUGCGAACUCACGCUGUUGUUGUCUCCAAAGAAAUCGCCAACAUUUCCUAUUUUCUCCUUCAAACUCUAAACCUGAAAUUAUCUUCAUGCAUUGCUUACCAUCGAAUCAGCGGGAAUAAUGACACCCCCCAGCCUCGACAAUCUAGUCGUGGAUACAGUAGCUACUGCCACCUCCAAAGUCACACCCAGCGAUCUCGCCUCCAAUAUCGCCCACAGCCGUGAUGUCUGCUUCCCAGACGUAUUAGCCACGGCAAACAUGCUUUCCCUAAUGGAAAUAGCCAGUGCCCGAGUUCUCACGCCACACCUUUCAGGCGCGCAGACAUCUGUAGCAACGCGAUCCGAUAUCGCUCAUUUAGCUGCGACGCCUCUUGGUGCUCAGGUGACAGCAACUGCGCGCUUUCUGGGGCUAGAGGGCACGCUCUAUAAGUUUGAAGCAAUUGCUUCUGAUCCCGGAGGGGAGAUUGGCAGGGCGCAUAUGUGGCGGGCGGUGGUCUUUAAAGAACGGGUUGAGAAUAGUGCGUCUCAGCGGCAGCCGCAGCAUGUGAAUCCAGAUGAAAAGAAGUCGGAACGGAAGUACAUACGCGUGCAACUGAGGUCUAAUGCAGCUACCGGAGUUCCUGCGCCGAGGAUACCUUGGAGGCACGGCGGCGAGGAAGACAUCCAUCGUGUAGUAGAAGAAGGUCCUGAUGAACUGGCCGAGCGCUGGCUUGAGGGCGGUGCGGAUCUUACCGCUCUGGAUAUCUUCGGUUGGACAGCCCUCCAUGUCACUGCGAGAUAUCGAAAUGUCAAAAUACCUCGACUAAUGCUUAAGGGCGGUGCCGAUGCCAACGCAGUCACUGCCUGUGGGAUGACGGUGCUAUUCAUCGCUGUGGCUAGUGGGAAAGCUGAUACAGUGAAGUUAUUAUUGGAGAAUGGCGCCGACCCGAAGGGUGUUUAUGAAUCUCGCAAUACGUUAUUGCACACAGCUGUCGAAAAUAUAGGGGAUGAGGUGCUGAGCGUUUUACUCGAAAGGCGACUGGAGCCCAAUGCGCAAAAUAGCGAUAUGUGGACCCCUCUUCAUGUUGCCGUGAAGAACCGCUCAACAAACAAAGUGAGAUUACUACUUAGGCACGGAGCGGAUCCAAAUAUAUCAGAGGAUGAAUCCUGGACAAGCCUUCACCUAGCUGUGGAUUCCGGGGAUGAAGGAAUCGUCAAGAUCUUGCUUGAAAACGGAGCGGAUCCUAAAAGUGAGAAUAUACGCGGGGACACGCCGAUGAAGCUAGCAGUACGAAUUGGGAAUGAGCGCAUGGUGAAGACUUUGCUUGAAAAGGGCGUCGAUCCUUCCCUGGGGUAUGGAAGGUGCACAGCUGUAGAAUGGUUGAAGGGGCACCCAGUCACUGGUCUAUCACCUCCUACUCGCGCCUGAGUCCGUAACAAGCCCACCGAUCUCUAGAGCAGUGUUAAUAAAUCUAAUAAUUAACAGUCCCUGCGAAGCCUUUUGGGAUGUAUGAGUAUUCCAAUACCUUAUCCAUCUGCAUAUAUAAUAUGAGACAAUCACCUCAUCAAUCUUGCAACCAACAUCAACGUCAUCACCCAUUGCCACGCUUACAAUCACAUCGAUCAGAAUGGAGUUUUCAGCAUCUCGAAUCAAAGACUGGCUACAGACAUGCGAUCGUGAUCACGAGGGAUGUUAUGACUUGCCAGACAACAAUCCUCUGGUAGUUAGUGCCUCUAUCCCCUAAUAUCUACCUAUCAUUUUCUAAUAUCUGAUUUCAAGAGAGGAGAAAUAACUUUCCAAUUUCGCGAGGAAGUACAGUCAAAUUUUAGACUAAUUGAUGUUGAGUUGGAAUGUGUCAAAGAUGCUCGCCUUGGUGACAGAUAUAUUGCGCUGAGCUAUGUCUGUAAUCUGCCGUCUAUGUUCACGCUGAGGAAUGACAACGCCGAGCUGCUAUAUGUAGAAGGGUAUCUAGAGAGAGUUCGACCGGACCUCCCAAAGACUAUCAAUGAUGCCAUUGACCUCGUGCAAGCUAUCGGCGAGAGAUAUCUCUGGGUUGAUUCCCUGUGCCUCAUAAACGACAACGAAGGCGAUAUUGCUCUCGGCAUUAGAUUGAUGAACUCUGUUUUUCAAGGCUCAUACUUUAACAUUAUAGCCGCUUCGGGAACCGAUGCGAAUGCCGGCCUCUGGGGACUUGGGUUAGAUACUAAAGAACUGAUGGUACCACAGAGUUUCGAGGUUGGAAUCGACUUAAAAACGAGGCUGUCGAAAUCGGAGUAUAGCAAACGGGCCUGGACUCUACAAGAACUUACCCUGUCCCAAAGAGCCCUCAUCUUCGUCGACAAUCGACUCUUCUUCCGUUGCCAGGCGGCGAGCUGGGAUGAAACAUCUUCGACAGACAAACUGCCCAGUUUAGUCGAGUGCGGCACCAACGAGCCACGCAUCUGCGGUCUUCCCGGUCCGUCAGAUGGCGCAUUACCAUCCCUAGCGGCAUACGUAGAACUUUUCGAGGAGUAUUCCCGCCGAGAGCUGCGUUACGAUGGCGAUGCAAUACGUGCC
Molecule: messenger RNA, 2712 nt
Organism: Pseudogymnoascus verrucosus
Lineage: Eukaryota; Fungi; Ascomycota; Leotiomycetes; Thelebolales; Thelebolaceae
Exons: 2
Coding region: 298-1584 (428 amino acids)
Molecular function (GO): protein binding
Source: RefSeq, a predicted model, not a curated record